ACCGUUGUUAACGGAGGUCUGAAAUUUCUGAUUCCAUUUUCUGCGAACCCUAUCCAAAAUCAUAUAAAAUCGCACAACCCAAAACCUCACCAACAUUAGUAUUAUGGCAAGAAGGAAGAAACUUUGAUGAAAUGUUGAGGAUUUGGAGAUGGUAUCAAAAUUGUUUAGCUGUGCAUCCCGUGAAAACACAGGUAAUCAGCUCUGGUUUGAUUUGGGGACUUGGUGAUGUUGCUGCCCAGGCUGUUACUCACGCCACCGCUGCCAAAAAGAAAACCCUUUUUCUUUCUGAGGAAGAAAGACAGUUACAGAUCAACUGGAGACGAGUGAUUACUACAAGCCUAUUUGGAAUGGCAUUUGUUGGGCCAAUUGGCCACUUCUGGUAUGAAGGUUUAGAUCGGUUUUUAAGGUUAAGGCUUCUAUACCAACCAAACUCCCUGCGAUUUGUUGCUACUAAAGUAGCACUCGACGGGAUCAUAUUCGGACCUGUAGAUUUAUUUGUUUUCUUCACUUACAUGGGUUUAGCAUCGGGUAAAAAUGUUGAUCAAGUUAAGGAAGACGUGAAACGGGAUUUUCUUCCGGCGUUGGUCUUAGAAGGCGGCGUGUGGCCGAUCGUUCAAGUGGGCAACUUCCGAUUCAUACCAGUGAGGUACCAACUUCUGUAUGUUAAUCUUUUCUGCUUAUUGGAUAGCUGCUUUCUUUCAUGGCUUGAGCAGCAACAGGAUGCUGCUUGGAAACAAUGGUUCAAAAGUUUUCCUUUUAAAGAACAUAAAAAUCGGGAUGGAUGAUUCGUUCCUGAGUCGACUCACUGAUUGUUUAUCAAAGCUUUAUGACCGAGUCGACUCACUGAUUGUGUAAAGCUCUUGCUCCGAUUACCCUUUUUUUGUCUGAUUGUUCGUUUAGGGAACUAGUUUUAUGAGAGGAAAUGAAGGAGAGAAUUGUGAAUCUCCGUAUUCAUUUUAGUAUCUUUGUCAUUUUCGUUUCUGGUUUCUGUUUAAUAUAUGAUGGAUCCAUGUACCGUAAUGGUGUGUGUGUCCCUGCCGCCAAGUUCCGUUUUAUUUUUUGUCAAAUGGAAGUGUUGGUUCUUGAUUUGUGUCUA
Molecule: messenger RNA, 1096 nt
Organism: Cynara cardunculus var. scolymus (artichoke)
Lineage: Eukaryota; Viridiplantae; Streptophyta; Magnoliopsida; Asterales; Asteraceae
Product: protein Mpv17-like
Exons: 4
Coding region: 132-785 (217 amino acids)
Cellular component (GO): membrane; cytoplasm
Source: RefSeq, a predicted model, not a curated record